AUGCCUGUGUUUCAAGUUUUCAUUAAUGAUCGGACCUCCAACGUUUUCAAUAUUCUUUUUGCUUCACUUCCGUCGGAAAGACAGUACUAUGCACCGGGAGUUCCCGAUUCAUUUCACUGUCGCGCGUUCCCUAAAGCCUCCAUUCACUUUGCUUAUUCAUCUUGUGCUCUUACCUGGCUUUCUGAGAUUCCGAAAGAAGUAUUGGAUCCCUUGUCUCCUGCAUGGAAUAAAGGGAGAAUUUCGUAUUAUGGAGAGAAAAAUGAAGUUUCCAAUGCUUUUUCAGCUCAAUUUGCGAAGGAUUUGGACUCAUUCUUGAAAGCAAGGGCAGAAGAGUUGGUUGAUGAAGGGCUACUGACUUUUAUCCAUGGUGUUGAGCCCAAUGCUAAUAAGGACACCUCUAAAAUUACAUUACCGUCUUUCGAACUUUUGGGAUCUUGUCUUGUGGACUUAGCUAAGAAGGGAUUAUUUGAUAUAUCCAAAGUAGACUCGUUCAACUUGCCAAAGUAUUUUCCCUUUCAUGAUGAAUUGAAAGCUUUAGUAGAAAGAAAUCAAGAUUUCAGUCUCGAAAGGAUGGAGAUACUUGACAAUCCACCAAAGCGUCUCACUAAUCCCGAUCCCAAAUCAUUUGCCAUGUUCAUGCGAGUAUUGAUCAAGGGACUUCUACAAAAUCAUUUUGGAAGAGAAAUCAUGGAUGAAUUAUUAGACAUAUGGAGAAAAAGUUGA
This is a messenger RNA of Fraxinus pennsylvanica, 723 nucleotides long. NCBI's taxonomy places the organism in Eukaryota, Viridiplantae, Streptophyta, Magnoliopsida, Lamiales, Oleaceae. The record is from the annotation of a GenBank genome assembly.